UUGAAAGGGCCAGACUCACUCACAACGAGAAACUCGUAAGGACGACCCUCGUGAAGUUCUUCGGUUGUAUACUCGCAACAGAGCAAGAGUGUUGGAUAUUUACCUUACACACCAUGCUUGCGAGAAAGAUUAGUUUGAAUGUUUUCGCAUGUAAUAUGGGAUUUCAUACGGAGAAAGAACGACACGUUCGGGAAAAGGAAACCUUCGAGAAGGCUUAUUCCCUUGGACCUGUACUAGGCAGUGGUGGUUUUGGGACCGUAUACUCGGGCACUAGACGCCGUGAUGGCUUACCGGUUGCCGUUAAACACAUUUCAAAGCAGAAAGUCACGGAGUGGGGACAGAUAAAUGGUGUAUCUGUACCACUGGAAGUGUGCUUACUGAAAAAAGUAUCCCAUUUGGAUGGGGUAAUUAAAAUGCUGGAUUUUUAUGACAAAAGUGAUAGUGUUAUUAUUGUGAUGGAGAAACCUGAAAGUGUUAAGGACUUGUUUGACUAUAUCACGGAAAAGGGACCACUUGGUGAAGAUGUGAGCAGAGAUUUCUUCCGACAGAUCAUUCAAUCUACAAUGGAUAUACAUAGAGCUGGUGUGGUACAUCGUGAUAUAAAGGAUGAGAACAUUCUAGUGGACAUGAAAACUGGUCAGCUAAAGGUGAUUGACUUUGGAUCUGGAGCUUUCUUGAAGGACACAGUUUACCUUGAUUUUGAUGGAACCCGUGUGUAUUCCCCACCUGAAUGGAUUCGCUUCCAUCGUUACCAUGGCCGAUCUGCUGCAGUAUGGUCACUUGGCAUCCUCUUGUUUGAUAUGAUUUGCGGUGACAUCCCCUUCGAACAAGAUGAACAGAUCAUGAAGGCUGAAGUUGCAUUCCGAGGCAGAUGUUCAGCAGAAGUAAAAGAUCUUGUCAGGAAGUGUCUAUCCAUCCGACCAUCAGACAGGCCUUCUCUGGAGGACAUUUUAGAACAUCCGUGGAUGCAGAUUGGGAAGACUUGUGUAAGACGAAGCUCUUUGGACCAGCGAUUAGUGGAUCUGGCAUCUGCUACCAGCAGUACAGAGAGUAUAUGACCAUGAAGUAAAGUCUAGUGAAAUUCUAGAAUCCUAGCUACAUCUGUGAUAGGCAUGCUCCUGGAAGCCUGUGUGAGAUCAGGUGGUCCCAUGUCGACUGCUCUAUGGGCCUUUCCAACGUGGCCUACAAGCGUUUACAGCAGGACAGUGCCCAUGAACUGACUGGAAAACUCCAGUCGUCAGCUUCCACAGCUCAAACACUGCCAGUGCAAAGACUGAUGCCAAUCAGGACUGUUUGGAAUAUUGUGGAUCUGUUGAUUUACAUCCUUAGACAAAAUAUUGUUUGAGGACUGUGAAUGUAUAUUUAUAUGGAGGAAAACAUGAACUAUGCAAUGGUGCCAAAUGACUUUACUCAAGAUUCCAAGACAAAUAAAAAAAAAAAAACAAAAAAAAAAUGGCAUACUAUGUAAGACCUUAAAGAAAUAAGCGUGAUAGGAUGCCAUUUUAUUUUCCAAGCAAAAAUCAAUGCAAAUUAAUGACCAAGUCGAAACAGAAGGUUGUACAAUGUAUAAUGUGUAAAUAUGUGUGAUGGGUGCUAGUAAAUUAAGGUGCAAGAGGUGUUUGAGUGAUUGGGUUUUUUUUCAUCUGGAUGCUUGUCUGUUGAAUGGAAAGCUCUCACGUUAUUGUCAAUGUGGACGUUGCAAGAUUCAUUUUACAUUUCAAGAUAUUCACAUCAUCGUUUCAUUAAUUUAUUCAAUUUUAUCUCAUUUUUACCAUUUUUUUUUUCUUGUUAGUUCUUUUCUGUUUUGAAUUGCCAUUCAUGUACAUGCGUUGCGUCCACUCUAAAUUAUUUCAGUGUUGUAUGCAUGUGUGUGGGUAUGUGUGAUCAAUGUGUUGUAAAUAGAAAAUAAACUAUUGGCUUGUGAGUUGACUGCAAGUGUCAUCUCCCAUGCUUACAAACUAUUUAUUGUGGGGUUUCAAGCUCUGCUUAUUGUAUGUCCAGAGGUAUUUUUUUAUAGGUGAAAAGAAAUAAUAAACCUGUUUUAUGUUAAAAGUAAACACACGA
This is a messenger RNA of Liolophura sinensis, 2064 nucleotides long. Its product is annotated as serine/threonine-protein kinase pim-3-like. Gene Ontology annotation, molecular function: ATP binding; protein serine/threonine kinase activity. The record is from RefSeq and is a predicted model, not a curated record. Gene Ontology annotation, biological process: negative regulation of apoptotic process; protein autophosphorylation; regulation of mitotic cell cycle. Bases 114 to 1058 code for a protein of 314 amino acids. Gene Ontology annotation, cellular component: cytoplasm. Lineage: Eukaryota; Metazoa; Mollusca; Polyplacophora; Chitonida; Chitonidae. The transcript has 6 exons.